Molecule: messenger RNA, 555 nt
Organism: Prunus armeniaca (apricot)
Lineage: Eukaryota; Viridiplantae; Streptophyta; Magnoliopsida; Rosales; Rosaceae
Source: the annotation of a GenBank genome assembly
AUGCUUGCAUAUGGAUGCUCGGCAUACUCCAUCGACGAGUACUGUAGAUUGGGUGAAUCUACAACCCCUGAAUGUUUGCGAAAGUUUUGUUCUGUUAUUGAAGCCGUGUAUGGUCAGUGGUACCUCCGUUCCCCAAAUUCGGCUGACCUUUACAGGCUCUUGCACAAGGCUAGUAGCAGAGGAUUCCCAGGCAUGUUAGGCAGUCUUGACUGCAUGCAUUGGGAAUGGAAGAACUGCCCUACUACUUGGGCAGGCCAGUUUACCGGCUACAAGCAUAAGCCAACUGUCGUUCUAGAAGCAGUGGCCUCGUAUGACACUUGGAUAUGGCAUGCCUUUUUUGGAGUUGCCGGAUCAAACAAUGAUAUCAACGUUCUAGCUCAAUCCCCGUUGUUCAAUGAUGUAGUGAAUGGAGUGUCUCCCCAUAUCCAAUAUGUUGUCAAUGGAAAUGAAUAUAAUCAGGGUUAUUACUUGGUUGAUGGUAUCUACCCUCGUUGGGCUACAUUGGCUUAUAGGAAGGAUGUCGAAAGAGCCUUCGGAAUACUUCAGGCUCAAUAG